AGACACAACAUGUACGCUUUGCGCUACUGGUCUUGCGAGUUCAUCUGCUUGGUGAACAUAAUAUUGCAGCUCUACCUGAUGAACAAAUUCUUCGACGGAGAAUUCCUGUCGUACGGUCUGCGCGUCAUGAACUUCUCAGAGCAAUCCCAGGAAGACCGGAUCGACCCGAUGGUCUACGUCUUUCCGAGAGUGACGAAGUGCAUCUUCCACAAAUAUGGUGCCUCCGGAACCAUCCAAAAACACGACAGCUUGUGCAUCCUCCCUUUGAACAUCGUCAACGAGAAGACGUAUAUCUUCAUCUGGUUCUGGUUCAUGAUUUUAGCCACCAUGUUGACAGUACUGGUUAUAUACAGAAUAAUAAUCAUAGCCUGUCCUACAGUCAGACCCAGGAUUCUACACGCCAAACACAGGAGUGUUCCCAUCGAAGUGUGCCGAGCGCUUUGCAGGAAAGUUGACUUAGGGGAUUGGUGGAUUCUGCUCAUGUUGGGAACGAAUAUGGACCCCUUCAUUUACAGGGAAGUCAUUUCGGAGCUGACCAAGAAAAUAGAAACCAAUUAUAACCAUUGAUGUUGCCGACGUCUAGUACAGUGUUAGGAUGUUCGAUCAGUACAAACUUUUCUGGAAUCUGGGAGAGAGCUUUAAGUAUUUAAGAAUCCACUCAUGGAAUUGAGGUUUUCCUAAUUCAUUCCAACGUUGUUGACUUUAAUAAUACAGGAAUUUCCUAUUUAGUAUUUAAAACAAAGUUAGUAGUUUGGGUUUGUGAUAUUUAUAAUGCAAGACAUUAUACGAAACUAAAGACCACGAAUUAAGUAAGAUUUACGUUAAGAUAGAUAUUAGAAGGUAUUCACGUGAACAUCGAGACUCGUUAAAGUAUUAGAAGUGAAGUUGGAUCUAAGACAGACGCCAAAUUAUUAUAAAAGUUUAUAUUUUAGAAAAUAUUUAACUCGUAAGUCUUAUACGGAAGACGUAAGUAUGGUGAAGCCGAGAGGUAGAGUUUAUUUCAAUUUUUUUACGAAAUCCCUUAUAAAACUGUUAAUUUAAGGAAUUAAUUUAUACUCUGUGAUUCACUUGGUCUUGUGCCAAGUCCAUGACAAAUUGCCUUGAGGUUCGACUGUACAAAAUUUUUAUAGCAAUUUUACAUAUCGAGGAAUAUUUUUACGAUUUGCGAUACUACUAUUUUAUAAGGACUUUAGAAAUAAGAAAUUUUAUUAUAUGCAAGUUAGUUUUAUAUUGUAUAUUAAAAACUUAAUAAAAUUUUUUAUUAUGUA
Messenger RNA from Anoplophora glabripennis (Asian longhorned beetle), 1268 nucleotides. RefSeq names its product innexin inx1-like. Gene Ontology annotation, molecular function: gap junction channel activity. The annotation marks the transcript as partial. Gene Ontology annotation, cellular component: plasma membrane; gap junction. The record is from RefSeq and is a predicted model, not a curated record. The transcript has a single exon. Lineage: Eukaryota; Metazoa; Arthropoda; Insecta; Coleoptera; Cerambycidae.